AAUUGACUCUAGCUUCACUCAACCAAAACCCUACCAAAACCCCUUAAAAGUCUCUUCUUGUUUGUGUUGUAUGCAGAAGAAGAUCAAUAAACCCGAAAGGCUACUUUCUUAGUCUUCGUUUUCUCUUCUAGCAAAACAAUGCCGUUGGGUGAGAGAGGGGGAUGGGACAAGAGUGAAUCCAGAUACUGUGGAGUGGAGACUGAUUUCAACGAUGACAUGCCACAUCUUUUGUCCUACAAUCUCUCCACUGGUGGCUUCGAUUUCGUCGUUGCUACUCUGAUGGACCCCUCGUAUAGACCAAGCUUGGUAGAAAGAGACGCUAAUGGUGGAUCAAAUGUUCUGCCAUUUGCUGCUUCUGACUUGGUUUUGAGCCCCUCCCAAUGGAGUAGUCAUGUUGUCGGAAAAAUCAGUACUUGGAUAGACUUAGAUUCAGAAGAUGAGACCCUUCGGAUGGAUUCUGAAACUACAUUGAAGCAAGAAAUAGCAUGGGCUACACAUCUGUCCUUACAGGCAUGCCUUCUUCCAUCACCUAAAGGAGCAUCGUGUGCUAAUUAUGCUAGGUGUGUGAAUCAGAUCUUACAAGGCUUAAACAAUAUGCAGUUGUGGCUUAGGAUUCCACUGGUGAAGACUGAUGAUGAUUCUAUGGGCCCUUUGAUUGACUCCUGGGAACUCUGGAAUUCAUUUCGUCUUCUUUGUGAACAUCAUAGUCAGCUUUCAGUUGCCCUUAAUGUUCUGAGCUCACUACCUUCAGCAAACUCACUUGGACGAUGGUUUGGAGAGCCUGUCAGAGCAGCCAUCAUAAAUACUGAUUCUUUUCUAACAAAUGCACGAGGUUAUCCAUGCCUUUCAAGGCGUCACCAAAAGCUCAUUACUGGAUUUUUUAACCAUUCUAUACAGAUAGUUAUUUCAGGACAAUCCGUACAUAGUCUUCCUGGGAGUAGUUCAGAUUCAGCGGUAAACCAUGUUGUUGAGAGCAUCGACAAUGCUCCGAGACAUCCCCUAAGGCCAUAUUUGGACUAUGUUGCUUAUCUUUACCAGAGGAUGGAUCCCCUUCCAGAGCAAGAACGUUUUGAGCUUGGUUACAGGGAUUUUUUACAGUCUCCACUGCAACCUCUUAUGGAUAAUCUAGAGGCUCAAACAUAUGAGACUUUUGAGAAAGAUGCUGUGAAAUACAUUCAGUACCAAAUGGCAAUUAGUAAAGCCUUACAGGACAGGGUUCCUGACGAAGAAGUGUCUUCAAUAACCACUGUACUGAUGGUUGUAGGAGCUGGACGUGGACCUCUUGUUAGGGCAGCAUUGCAGGCAGCCGAAGAAACGGGAAGGAAACUGAAGGUUUAUGCAGUGGAGAAAAAUCCAAAUGCAGUUGUUACCCUUCAUAGUUUGAUUAGACUGGAGGGCUGGGAGAAUUUGGUGACAAUUGUUUCCUGUGACAUGCGUUUUUGGGAUGCGCCUGAGAAAGCUGAUAUCUUGGUUAGUGAGUUGCUUGGUUCUUUUGGUGACAAUGAGCUAUCUCCUGAGUGCCUAGAUGGAGCGCAGAGGUUUUUAAAGCAAGAUGGAAUAUCAAUACCAUCAUCGUACACAAGUUUCAUCCAACCAGUGACAGCUUCAAAGUUACACAAUGAUGUUAAGUCCCAUAGAGAUCUUGUGCAUUUUGAGACUGCUUAUGUUGUCAAAGUGCAUAGUGUAGCAAGGCUUGCUCCUUCUCAGCCGGUCUUUACAUUUAUUCACCCAAAUUUCUCAACUGAUAAAAGCAAUCAACGAUACAAAAAGCUGAGGUUUGAACUACCUAGCGACACUGGGUCAGCCAUUGUGCACGGUUUUGCUGGCUAUUUUGAUGCAACUCUCUACAAAGAUGUACAUCUUGGUAUUGAACCGUCAACGGCCACACCAAACAUGUUCAGUUGGUUUGCCAUUUAUUUUCCACUAAGGACACCAGUGUGCAUCCAACCUGGUUCUCCCCUUGAAGUGCAUUUUUGGCGUUGUUGUGGUUCGGCUAAGGUUUGGUAUGAGUGGUGUGUUUCAUCUCCCUUUCCGUCACCCAUUCACAACAGCAAUGGUCGUUCGUAUUGGGUCGGCCUGUAGUAGUUCUUUUUUUUUUUCUUUCCUUUUUGUUUUUCCUUUUAAAAACUUUUUCAUGUAUCAGUAGCUUGUUGGAACUCAGGUUGAUGAUAAAUUUUGUUGACUCAAACCUUUGUUACAUGAUCCAAUUAGAGUGAACGAAAAAAACUGCUACAAAGUGAUGAGGCAUGAAGCUUUUUUUUUU
Messenger RNA from Mangifera indica (mango), 2263 nucleotides. Its product is annotated as protein arginine N-methyltransferase 1.5. Bases 139 to 2082 code for a protein of 647 amino acids. The record is from RefSeq and is a predicted model, not a curated record. The transcript has 23 exons. Lineage: Eukaryota; Viridiplantae; Streptophyta; Magnoliopsida; Sapindales; Anacardiaceae. Gene Ontology annotation, biological process: regulation of DNA-templated transcription; peptidyl-arginine N-methylation. Gene Ontology annotation, cellular component: nucleus; cytosol.